Lagopus muta (rock ptarmigan) is the source of this 543-nucleotide messenger RNA. Its product is annotated as atherin-like. NCBI's taxonomy places the organism in Eukaryota, Metazoa, Chordata, Aves, Galliformes, Phasianidae. Bases 1 to 543 code for a protein of 180 amino acids. The record is from RefSeq and is a predicted model, not a curated record. The transcript has a single exon.
AUGCCGGUAACCUCAGAGCUGACAGCGGCACCGACCUUCUGUUCUUCUACUACGACACAGGCCGGUCCCGGCCGCCCCGCUCCCUUCCCAAGCAGCCGGCACAGGGCGAGCAGCCCCCGCCCCUCCACCUGCCCGGCGCCCGCGGCGCUAACAGAGCCUCCAUCUUGUCUGGCGCCCGCGGCGCCUCCGCAGCUCGACACCCGCGACAGCGACAGCCGAGCAGACUCCUCCGCAUACCGACAACCGCCCUCGGUGCCGCCGACCCGCCCCGCCGCCGACCCCGCGCCUCCUCACCGGCCGCGCCAGCUGCCGCCCGCUCCGCUCCCUGCCGCGGGAGCCGGCGGCAACCUCACUUCCGCUCCGGCCCCGCCGUCCCUUCCGCAUUGCGCCUCCCGCCACCGGAAGUCGGGGAAAGGCGUGAGGCGGGGGCGCGGAGGCGACAGUUACGAUCCCGCUGCCCUGGGGGCGGUGAGGGGGAGGGGGGUUCAUGUCAGGGCGCGUACGGGGCCGUCGAGCGGGACCCGAGCCCUAAUGGAUAAAUAA